Messenger RNA from Ziziphus jujuba (common jujube), 2960 nucleotides. RefSeq names its product pentatricopeptide repeat-containing protein At1g08070, chloroplastic. The coding region runs from base 177 to 2009 and encodes 610 amino acids. Gene Ontology annotation, molecular function: protein binding; RNA binding. The record is from RefSeq and is a predicted model, not a curated record. The transcript is spliced from 3 exons. Gene Ontology annotation, biological process: RNA modification. NCBI's taxonomy places the organism in Eukaryota, Viridiplantae, Streptophyta, Magnoliopsida, Rosales, Rhamnaceae.
UUACAUCGCAGAAAAGUAUAUAGCAUUCAAGAACUACCCACAAAAAAAAAAAAAAAGAAAAAAAAAAAGAAAAAAAAAAAAGAAGUAUAUAGCGUUCAAGUCAUUACCCAGAAAAAGUAUAUAGCAUUCAAGAGUCUUUGGCGCUCUUCAUUGCUCUCUCAACAUGAAGCAAAGCAAUGCGCAACCUCAACAUAUCCAUUAUCGCAUUGCUUGAAUCCCACCACAAAAAUCGCCGCAAUUUCCUUCAGAUUCUCAGUUCUGCCAUUGUUUCCGGCCACUUCUCCGCCGACCCUUUUGUGUCCAGCAAACUCCUCCUUCACUCUCUAUCCGACGCCGAUGAUGAUGAUGAUGAAGCUGCUCUCGCAUUCUCUAAGGCCCUUUUCUUUCACAUACAGAACCCAAAUAUCUUCGCCUGGAAUUUCAUGUUCAAGGCCUAUUCUCGGAGCUCUUCACCUCAAGAAUCGCUCUCUCUUUACAAUCUCAUGCGACGCCGCGAUUCUCCUUUGUUUCCCGACAACUAUUCUUUCCCUUUCCUACUCAAAGCUUGUGGGCGUUGCUUGUUUCCUCAAAAGGGUCAAGAGCUUCAUUGCUUGAGCUUCAAACUUGGAUUUGAGCUCGAUGUCUUCGUUCAGAAUGGGCUCGUUUCCAUGUACUCUCUGUGUGGUCUCAUGGAGGAAGCUCGGAGAGUUUUCAAUUUGCUUCCGGUUUUUGUUCGCGACGUGGUGUCUUGGAAUAGCGUCCUUUCUGGGUAUUUACAGUGCGAGCGCAAUGAGGAGGCCUUGAAGGUGUUUGUGGAAAUGAUGGAAGAUGGUUCGGUGCGGCCUGAUCAGGUGACUUUUGUGGGUGUUCUGACUGCUUGUGCUAGGAUUGGAUUUCUUGAUUUAGGGAGGAAAAUCCAUGGAUUAGUUUUAGGAAGCGGACUGCUAUUGGAUGUCUUCUUGGGUUCAUCUUUGAUCGAUAUGUAUGCUAAGUGCGGGAAGAUGGAGGAUGCAAGAAAAGUGUUCGACGGUAUUUCUGAGAGAAAUGUGGUCUGUUGGACUUCCAUGAUAGUGGGUUAUGCUCAGUCAGAUUCAUUCAAGGAGGCGGUUGAAUUGUUCAGAGAGAUGCAAUUACGUGGGGUUGAAGCAGAUGCGGCAACAGUUGCUAGUGUUAUAUCGGCAUGUGGGAAUUUGGGGGCAUUGAGCCAUGGUAGGUGGGUGCAUAGCUAUUCUGAAAGGUGGGGGGCUUUGAUGACCCUCUCAGUGAAGAAUUCCUUGAUUGAUAUGUACUCAAAAUGUGGAGAUAUGGAAAGGGCACUUCAGAUUUUCUCUGAAUUGACUAACAGAGAUGUUAUUUCUUGGACUGCUAUGAUUACUGGUCUAGCCAUGAAUGGGGAGUCCAGCAGGGCUUUGCACUUGUUUUCACAAAUGGCAAAGUCGAGGGAUGCCAUGCCAAAUGAGGUCACUUUUCUGGGAGUAUUGUUGGCUUGUACCCAUGGUGGAUUUGUAGAACUGGGUUUUGUCUAUUUCAAUGCCAUGUCUCAAAGUUAUAAGCUCACUCCUCGCAUAGAACACUAUGGUUGUAUGGUUGAUCUUCUUGGCCGUGCCAAUCUUUUAACUGAGGCUGAAAAGUUUAUCAGGGAAAUGCCAAUUCAACCUGACACGGUUAUAUGGCGAUCCCUGCUCUUUGCAUGUAAGACGCACCAAAAUAUGGAAUUGGCAGAGUUUGCUGCGAAGAAAAUUGAGGAAUUGGAACCGAGGAGAUCGGGGAUGCAUAUUUUGUUGUCAAAUAUCUAUGCUUCAGCAUCAAGGUGGAAAGAUGUGAAUAAGUUGAGAAGAGAUAUGGCUCUCCAGGGAACGCAGAAGCAACCUGGUUGCUCUUUUAUAGAAUUAGAGGGUCUUGUUCAUGAAUUCUUUGCUGCGGAUUGUUCACAUUGCCAGAUUGAUUCCAUAUAUAAGACAGUUGAUGGAAUUAAUAAAGUUAUACGAUUUGAAACAUUAGACUUUGAUAUCUUAAAUUGUCAGCAAUAGUGAGAAGAACUUCAAAAUUGAGUUCUUUUGGAUCUUUACAAUUACUAGAUGAUUGUUUUGGAACUAAUUUUGUUAUCAAUUAGAUCUUACUUGAAAUUGAAGGAUGAAAUAAUUGUUAGUGGAAAGUUGACUACAGAAAAUCCCCAUGGAAUGCAAGUGUCACAGGUAGAAAAUGGAAUUACGAUAACCCCAGUGGAAACUGUGGUCCAGGUCUCAUGCUCAUAUGAGACGAGAACAAUGUUUUGGAAGUCCAGACAGCCAUGGACUCACCGCAUAUGUGUGUCUUGAAUUGUUGAAGAGGCUGUGAUCUAAAGCACUGGAGUUGAAGGGUAUUAACAAAGUUUGGCUAUGGACUUGGACUGCAGAAAUUUAUCAUAUUGAGUGCUUAAGUGAGAUUGGAUUGGCCAGCAGUUUGGGAUGAUUGAUGAAGAAACCAGAAUAAAGAAUUUGAUAUACUAAAGAUGAAGAUGGAAAGAAGGAAUGUUGAAAAUGCAAGGAGUCCAAUAUAGCAAUAUCACAAGCCAUGUAGGUAAGCUUCAUCCAAAAAAUGACGAUCCUUUGCAAGCCACUGUAAUCUGGCUGUGUAAAGUGCCGACCACAACAAGACCCAAUCUUUUAUUUUGUACAAGAAGAAGAAAGUAUGCAUGUCUCCAAGUACAUAAUCAGUAACGACCCCGUCCCCGUUCCCAGAUAACCAUCUCUUGAAUUCAUCUUCAUCACCUUGAAUUUUUUGAGUUUGACUGAGUGUGGCUUCAAGAGGACAGUUUUGUGUAAGUGGAGAACAACAGAGUGUCUGAUUCCUAAUAAAUGUAAAUGAAUAUCUUAUGGAUUAAACAAUGAUAUUAGGGAAAAUAGAAAGGAAAAAAAUAUACUAUAUAAGAGUAGGGAAGAUAUUAUUAUUAUUAUUAUUUCCUUUUGGGUGAAUGGGAAGAUAUUAUUAAUUGCUCACUA